This is a messenger RNA of Cladocopium goreaui, 1848 nucleotides long. NCBI's taxonomy places the organism in Eukaryota, Dinophyceae, Suessiales, Symbiodiniaceae. The record is from the annotation of a GenBank genome assembly.
AUGAAGUGUUUUUUCGAGGUCAACAUGCUCACGGAGAUCAUCAAGACCGCCUCGGCAGUGCUGAUGCCUCCAGUGAAGCCUAUUCCAGGCGACAGCAUCCCUUUUGGUGUGUUUGAUUUCUCAGAUGAUAUAGGAGAUGUCUCCAACAACUAUAGCUCCAUUAGCAGCUACAUGCUCAAGCAUGCAGAUCAAUUUCUGCCAGAUUCCAAUCAGCCCAACAAUGUGGCCUUGCGACGAUGUCCCAGCAACCGCUUUGUGACGCUUGGUAGCUUGGUUCCAGGACCCCAGCAGCUGUGGCGUUCCGGGCCGGUGGCCUGGAAAUUCUCCAGUAUGGCGGAGCAGAUGAUUUCCUUCAUCCAGGGAGGACUGCUUGAAGGAAAACGUCCAGAGGGGGCCGAAUUCUCACCUGCAGAGUCAGUGAAUGUGCUGAUGGAGGCGCCGUUCUUUAUCAAAAUCGCUGGCAUGACUGGGAUGAAGAUCUUUCUACCUUGGUCGGUGCAAACCGCCUGCUUCCUUUAUCCCAUUCAGCUGAUCUCCCUCCUAUAUGAUCUCUUGGCAGAUUCGUUGUUGAGGAAUCCUGACUAUUUGUCCAUCGUAUCCGAUGUGGAUAUUUGGUCACAAUGGUUUCUGCUGUCCUUUCGCAACGAGAUGUUGCUUCCGGUGCUCUUGCAGGUCCUGCGAAUUCACAUCAGCAUCGACAACCUCAAUGCCUUCUUUCGCGGCUCCGAAGGGGCGCGCCGAGGACCGUGGCUUGUGGUGUGCCUUGGUUUUCGACGCAGACAGAUGGCUUUGGUCGCCGUGCUCCCGAAACUCCUGGUCUUUUUACCUGCGCUGCUCAUCACUUUCUUGAUCGGCCUGCUCCCCACGUGGAUUGCUGCCAGCUUGUUGGAGAAGACGACAGGCAAGACCUACUGGCACAAGGAUGGCCCACAGCUUUUUGUCUUGUAUGCCUUCGUUCUGCCUUCAGCGGUCCUUGUGAGCCGGCUCUUCUAUCACUUCUCCAGUGGGACCUACCUCUGCACCCACGCCAAGGCCAGUUUGAUGCCAAUUCACCAGGGGCAUUUGACCAUGGAUGCGCCCCUGCUGUCCUUCUUGGCAUCCAUGUUCUUCUGUUCUUUGGCUGUGGUUGUUCCACUGCGCUUUUUCAUGGCCUGGUUUCCGGAGACCUUUGGGAGGGGCGUGUUCUCCUUCCUGAGCCCCGCGGGGUUCUACAUUCGAUGGUUGGAGAAUCCCUUGUAUGACACCAGUAGCAUGCGAUUGGAUCCCGAAGCCUAUGAGGAGCACCAGCAGCACUUCGUGAAGUCCGAGGUGAUGGAGGAAUGCAGGUAUUGCAAACAUUUGAUCUCUUUGACCAGCAGUCACAGCACCAAAUGGCCAUCACAGGCCUUCAUCUAUGACGGUCUCCAGCAAUGCUGGGAGUUUCCAUGUCUGCAUGACUUCAUCUUCAACGCUCAACGGGGCGCCACCAGCCCUGCCGAGCUGCUGGGGGUCAUCCGACGCCUAAGGAGUCGGCACGCGCAUUGGCUCCAUGGAGCACUGGAUGAAGCUGAAGACUUUGCGGAGGGACUCCUGCAGGCUGAACAGCUUCGAAGGUCAGCUACGGUGAAGACCAAAGACUUCAUCAUCGUCAUCGAUGGGAUCUUUGGGAUGCACACCAAGAAGGCGCUAUUGAAUUUUCUUUCCCAUGAUGAAAAUCUGCCGAGAACACCGUCGAUUCGCGAGGGUCAGUGGGGCCAGGAGGGUAAGAGAGCGUUGCAGAGCUAUUUGAAGAGGACACCUGCCGCUGCAGUGUGCAUCGGGUUCGGGGGAAAAAUGUUUAGUGAAAUGGUUAUUGAAUGGUUUAGAUGA